AUGGCGCUGCGGCUGGCGGCGCUAGCUGUGCUGACGGCGGCGGCCCGGGCUGCGGCUGACUGUGGCAGACCUCCGGAGUUGGAAAAUGGCUCUCCAGUUCAUGAAUUUACCUCUGAGAUCUCAUUUAAAGAGGGGGCAGAGGUAAUUUAUGGGUGUGAUUUGGGUUAUGUAUUCAAGGAAGACUCGUUAAAUAGUUCAAGAUCUGUAACUUGCGGGGAAGAUUCAACGUGGACAACGUUGCAGCUCAAAUGUGAAUUGAGGAACUGUGGAAAUCCAGGAGAGAUUAUGAAUGGAUAUUCGCAGGCACCGAAAACUACUUUUGGAAGUAAAGUUACUUUUCACUGUGAGACAGGAUACCAGGUGGUGGGUCGGAGUUACCAGUUGUGCACUGCUGAUGGUUGGGACGGCCAGAUCCCGACGUGUAAAGCUGUCACUUGCGAUGAACUUCCACCGAUUAUGAAUGGCGUUGCUCCUUCUCCACCCAAUAGGGAGAACUGGAAAUAUGGGAUGGUGGCAAGGUACUCCUGUGAUGAGAACUAUUCACUGAUCGGUGCAGUCGAACUUGUUUGUACAGAGACCGGGGAGUGGAAUAAUGAGCUGCCAACAUGUAGAGCUGUGUCAUGCGCUGCUCCCCCACCGAUUAGUAACGGGAACACUUCCUCACCAGCCGACGGAGAGCUCUGGGAAUACGGGAUGGUGGCGGAGUACUCCUGCAGUGCCGGCUAUUCAUUAAUCGGAGCGGGCAGACUGGUUUGUACAGAGACCGGGGAAUGGGACAACACACCACCAACGUGCACAGCUGUUCUGUGCCACCCUCCUGACGUGCCGUUGAAUGGGCGGAUGGAGGGGGAUUCUGGCCCGGUGUUCACGGUGGGAGACACCAUCAUCUACAGCUGCGACCAAGGCUUUGACAUGGUCGGCCAGAACGAAAUAGAAUGUGGAGAAAACAACACCUUUGUGCCUGGACCUCCCGCCUGUAAACCUGUGUCGUGCGCUGCUCCCCCACCGAUUAGUAACGGGAACACUUCCUCACCAGCCGACGGAGAGCUCUGGGAAUACGGGAUGGUGGCGGAGUACUCCUGCAGUGCCGGCUAUUCAUUAAUCGGAGCGGGCAGACUGGUUUGUACAGAGACCGGGGAAUGGGACAACACACCACCAACGUGCACAGUUGUCCAGUGUCAGCAGCCAGUCCUGCCGGUGUUCAGCCAGAUGGAGGCAGGAAUCGCCCUCACCUACACGUAUGGGGAAACCAUCAGUUAUCGCUGUGUCCGAGGCUCUCAGAUGGUUGGCAGAAGUACAAUUGAAUGUAGAGAGAACAAUACCUUUGUGCCUGGACCCCCCAUCUGCAAACCGGUUAACUGUGGCAGCCCAGGAAUGAUAGUGAAUGGAUAUUCUCAGGCACCAGACACUACUUUUGGAAAUCGAGCUAAUUUCCAAUGUAGAACAGGGUUCCUGAUGGUGGGAAGGAACUACCGAUUGUGCAAAGCUGGAGGCUGGGAUGGUAAACCCCCAGUGUGUGAAGAAAUAAAGUCCUCGUUGCCAGUGAGGAAGCCUGACUCUGGAGAGUCUAUCAAGGGAUCUCUCCAGUCUAACGUAAUACGGUGUGACCCUCCACAACCAGUGGCCAAUGGCACUGUGAGGCCGCGAGGAGAGGGGACGUGCGGACAACAGGCCGAUUAUUCCUGUGAUCGGAGCUACACCUUGACUGGAGAAGCAACCAUUAACUGCACCGACACUGGGCACUGGAGCCACCCCGCCCCCAACUGUACAGCUGCACCUUGUGGUGAACCACCAAGACUAGAGAACGGGAUCCACACUGGGAACGACUACAGCUUUGACAAAUGGCUCUAUUACCGCUGCAAUAAAGGCUACGAGCUGUUUGGCAGUUCACGGAUACUCUGCAUGAACGAGGGAUGGACCGAGCUCAACUGUUGGUGUCAAAUAACACGGUGUGGCCGUCCACAACCAGUGGCCAAUGGCGAUGUGUGGCCGCGAGGAGAGGGGACGUACGGACAACAGGCCGAUUAUUCCUGUGAUCAGGGCUACACCUUGACUGGAGAAAGAACCGUUACCUGCACCGACACUGGGCACUGGAGCCACCCCGCCCCCAACUGCACAGCUGUAGAUUGUGGUGAACCACCAAGACUAGAGAACGGGAUCCACACUGGGAACGACUACAGCUUUGACAAAUGGCUCUAUUACCGCUGCAAUAAAGGCUACGAGCUGUUUGGCAGUUCACGGAUACUCUGCACGAACGAGGGAUGGACCAAGCUCAACACUCGGUGUCAAAUAACACGGUGUGGCUAUCCACAACCAGUGGCCAAUGGCGCUGUGUGGCUGCGAGGAGAGGGGACGUACGGACAACAGGCCGAUUAUUCCUGUGAUCGGGGCUACACCUUGACUGGAGAAAGAACCAUUAACUGCACCGACACUGGGCACUGGAGCCACCCCGCCCCCAACUGUACAGCUGUAGAUUGUGGUGAACCACCAAGACUGGAGAACGGGAUCCACACUGGGAACGACUACAGCUUUCGCAAAUGGGUCUAUUACCGCUGCAAUAAAGGCUACGAGCUGUUUGGCCGUUCACGGAUACUCUGCAUGAACGAGGGAUGGACCAAGCUCAACACUUGGUGUCAAAUAAUACAGUGUGACCCUCCACAACCAGUGGCAAAUGGUGCUGUGUGGCCGCGAGGAGAGGGGACGUACGGACAACAGGCCGAUUAUUCCUGUGAUCGGGGCUACACCUUGACUGGAGAAAGAACCAUUACCUGCACCGACACUGGGCACUGGAGCCACCCCGCCCCCAACUGUACAGCUGCAGAUUGUGGUGAACCACCAAGACUAGAGAACGGGACCCACACUGGGAACGACUACAGCUUUCGCCUUUGGGUCUAUUACCGCUGCAAUAAAGGCUACGAGCUGUUUGGCAGUUCACGGAUACUCUGCUCGUACGAGGGAUGGACCGAGCUCAACACUCGGUGUCAAAUAAUACGGUGUGGCUAUCCACAACCAGUGGCCAAUGGUGCUGUGUGGCCGGGAGGAGAGGGGACGUACGGACAACAGGCCGAUUAUUCCUGUGAUCGGGGCUACACCUUGACUGGAGAAAGAACCAUUAACUGCACCGACACUGGGCACUGGAGCCACCCCGCCCCCAACUGUACAGUAAUACGGUGUGGCCGUCCACAACCAGUGGCCAAUGGUGCUGUGUGGCCGAGAGGAGAGGGGACGUACGGACAACAGGCCGAUUAUUCCUGUGAUCGGGGCUACACCUUGACUGGAGAAAGAAUCAUUACCUGCACCGACACUGGGCACUGGAGCCACCCCGCCCCCAACUGUACAGAAAUAAAGUCCUCGUUGCCAGUGAGGAAGCCUGACUCUGGAGAGUCUAUCAAGGGAUCUCUCCAGUCUAACGUAACACGGUGUGACCCUCCACAACCAGUGGCCAAUGGCGAUGUGCGGCCGCGAGGAGUGGGGAGGUGCGGACAACAGGCCGAUUAUUCCUGUGAUCGGGGCUACACCUUGACUGGAGAAAGAACCAUUAACUGCACCGACACUGGGCACUGGAGCCACCCCGCCCCCAACUGUACAGUAACACGGUGUGGCUAUCCACAACCAGUGGCCAAUGGUGCUGUGUGGCCGCGAGGAGAGGGGACGUACGGACAACAGGCCGAUUAUUCCUGUGAUCGGGGCUACACCUUGACUGGAGAAAGAACCAUUAACUGCACCGACACUGGGCACUGGAGCCACCCCGCCCCCAACUGUACAGUAAUACGGUGUGACCCUCCACAACCAGUGGCCAAUGGCACUGUGAGGCCGCGAGGAGAGGGGACGUACGGACAACAGGCCGAUUAUUCCUGUGAUCGGGGCUACACCUUGACUGGAGAAGCAACCAUUAACUGCACCGACACUGGGCACUGGAGCCACCCCGCCCCCAACUGUACAGCUGUAGAUUGUGGUGAACCACCAAGACUAGAGAACGGGAUCCACACUGGGAACGACUACAGCUUUCGCCAAUGGGUCCAUUACCACUGCAAUAACGGCUACGAGCUGUUUGGCAGUUCACGGAUACUCUGCACGAACGAGGGAUGGACCAAGCUCAACACUACGUGUCAAAUAACACGGUGUGGCUAUCCACAACCAGUGGCCAAUGGCGAUGUGUGGCCGCGAGGAGAGGGGACGUACGGCCAACAGGCCGAAUAUUCCUGUGAUCGGGGCUACACCUUGACUGGAGAAAGAACCAUUAACUGCACCGACACUGGGCACUGGAGCCACCCCGCCCCCAACUGUACAGUAAUACGGUGUGACCCUCCACAACCAGUGGCCAAUGGCACUGUGAGGCCGCGAGGAGAGGGGACGUACGGACAACAGGCCGAUUAUUCCUGUGAUCGGGGCUACACCUUGACUGGAGAAGCAACCAUUAACUGCACCGACACUGGGCACUGGAGCCACCCCGCCCCCAACUGUACAGUAAUACGGUGUGACCCUCCACAACCAGUGGCCAAUGGCACUGUGAGGCCGCGAGGAGUGGGGACGUACGGACAACAGGCCGAUUAUUCCUGUGAUCGGGGCUACACCUUGACUGGAGAAGCAACCAUUUACUGCACCGACACUGGGCACUGGAGCCACCCCGCCCCCAACUGUACAGUAACACGGUGUGGCUAUCCACAACCAGUGGCCAAUGGCGAUGUGUGGCCGCGAGGAGAGGGGACGUACGGACAACAGGUCGAUUAUUCCUGUGAUCGGGGCUACACCUUGACUGGAGAAAGAACCAUUAACUGCACCGACACUGGGCACUGGAGCCACCCCGCCCCCAACUGUACAGUAAUACGGUGUGACCCUCCACAACCAGUGGCCAAUGGCACUGUGAGGCCGCGAGGAGAGGGGACGUACGGACAACAGGCCGAUUAUUCCUGUGAUCGGGGCUACACCUUGACUGGAGAAGCAACCAUUACCUGCACCGACACUGGGCACUGGAGCCACCCCGCCCCCAACUGUACAGUAACACGGUGUGGCUAUCCACAACCAGUGGCCAAUGGCGAUGUGUGGCCGCGAGGAGAGGGGACGUACGGCCAACAGGCCGAUUAUUCCUGUGAUCGGGGCUACACCUUGACUGGAGAAAGAACCAUUACCUGCACCGACACUGGGCACUGGAGCCACCCCGCCCCCAACUGUACAGAGAGCAUCGUUGGGCGAAGUGGCCACCAGACCAAAACCACAACUGGACAUAAAGCAGCGAUCAUUGGUGGUGUCGUCAUCGGUGUUGUUGCCGCCGUUGCCACAGGCCUCGUUGCCCUCGGUGCCUUCAUCUACAAUCGGAAAACAGGCUGGACCAGCCGCACAUCUGGACUAAUGAGUCUGUAG
Messenger RNA from Amblyraja radiata (thorny skate), 5361 nucleotides. RefSeq names its product sushi, von Willebrand factor type A, EGF and pentraxin domain-containing protein 1. Bases 1 to 5361 code for a protein of 1786 amino acids. NCBI's taxonomy places the organism in Eukaryota, Metazoa, Chordata, Chondrichthyes, Rajiformes, Rajidae. The transcript has 41 exons. The record is from RefSeq and is a predicted model, not a curated record.